This is a messenger RNA of Aspergillus puulaauensis, 2067 nucleotides long. Its product is annotated as putative arsenite efflux transporter ArsB-like. NCBI's taxonomy places the organism in Eukaryota, Fungi, Ascomycota, Eurotiomycetes, Eurotiales, Aspergillaceae. The coding region runs from base 1 to 2067 and encodes 688 amino acids. Gene Ontology annotation, biological process: transmembrane transport. The transcript has 3 exons. Gene Ontology annotation, cellular component: membrane. The record is from RefSeq and is a predicted model, not a curated record.
AUGGCGGACGAACUCGACACAGAUCGCAUUAAAGACUGGCGAUCGAUCAUCACCCUGAUUGUCUUUGUGCUUGCCAAUAUCGUCGUGCUCUUCCCCUUCCACGUCCCCAUAUACAUUCCUCGCUCUUUCGCAAAUGCGACACUACGUGGACUGAGUACACUGCGAGUGAUUGAAGGCCGUCAAUAUGGCCGCGAUUAUGGCAACUUUGUGCGCCUCAACUUCCCCUUCAACUUCGUCACAGCGCCCUUGAUUGCAGAUCUCUUCCUUCUGGCCAUCCUGGCAAUUGGACGCAAGGAGGUGCACGAUGGGACCAUCGAGGCUGACAACAUCUCGCCCAUUGAUAUCAUGGUCUUCUUCCUCUCCCUUGCAUACAUCGCCAUCUCCAUUGAUGCGUCGGGCCUCAUCCGGUACCUGGCCUUCAAGGUGCUGCAAAAGGGUGGCAAGGUCGGACAUCGCUUGUUCUUCUAUCUCUAUGCGUUUUUCUUCGUCUUGGGCAGCUUCAUCGGAAAUGAUCCUAUCAUUCUUUCCGGAACGGCGUUUCUGGCCUACAUGACCCGGGUGUCCAGCAAUAUCGUGCAUCCUCGAGCGUGGAUAUACACCCAGUUCGCCGUCGCCAAUAUCGCAUCGGCCAUCUUGGUGACGUCGAACCCAACUAAUCUUGUUCUGACGAGUGCAUUCCAGAUCAAGUUCAUUGACUACACGGCGAAUAUGAUCGUUCCGGUUGUCAUCACUGCGAUAGUGCUGUUCCCGUUUUUGCUGUACAUCAUCUUCGCCGACGAGUCGCUUGUCCCGUUAUCAAUCGAGAUGCACGAGCUUCCGGAGGACGUGAGAUCAAAAAAGCCAGUUAAUCCUAAUAUCCCAAAUGCCCGUGGGAAUGCAGAAGAGCAGGAGAAAGAGGCGGCGAACGGCGAGGAAGACAAACUGUUAUCACUCGAAGAGAUCCUCAACCCUUUUCUCGACAAGAGAGGAGCGGCCUUUGGUGCCGUCAUAAUGGCUGCAACACUCAUUACCGUGCUGGCUCUAAAUGCAGCGAGUCAGGGCCACACCCAUCCUGUCUUUUGGGUCACUCUGCCGGCUGCGUUUGUCCUCUUUUGCUGGGAUAUCGCAUAUGGGUGGCACCACCGCCAUGAGACGCGCAAGAUCGCACGGAAAGGCCGAGAGGACGUGGAACGUAUGCGGGCGCAAGGGAUUCCGCACGAUGAAGAGAUGGCUACAGACAGCUCUGAUCCCCAGUCCACAGGCGCGUUGAGCGUUCCUUCGCCAGUGGUGCUCCAUCCGUCAGACCGUGAAGACUCCAUUCCCCCGUCCACUGCAUCGGUCCAACCAUCUCCUAGUCGAAUAAGUACCCUGGAUGAGAAGCAGGGGUUGGGUCUCGCAAAUGUCAAUUCUCUUCUGCCAAACCCGGCCAGUCCUGAAAAGGCAAAGGAGAUGCAGCCACCCUUGGCGGAUGUCAAUGAGCAUAACAAAAACAAGACACUGGAGUCCCUCGCGAUCAGUACCUAUCGAUGGCUGCAAGAGACCUUUCCAACCGUUACAGCUGUAGUGUCACAUAUGCCGUUUCCGCUCGUUCCGUUCGCCUUUGCCAUGUUUAUCCUGGUACAGGCGCUGGCCACCAAGGGAUGGAUUGAGGUCUUUGCAUACGGAUGGGAUCACUGGGUCAACCGAACUGGCACUAUUGGGGCCAUUGGAGGAAUGGGCUUUCUCUCGGUGAUACUUUGCAAUUUCGCCGGCACUAAUAUCGGGACAACCAUCCUUCUCUCACGAGUGGUCCAGACGUGGCAGUCGAUCCACGAGGCAAAUGGCACUCCCAUCAGUGACCGAGCCUUCUGGGCCACCGUCUACAGCAUGGCUCUCGGUGUCAAUUACGGGGCAUUCAGCACGGCUUUCAGUGCCUCUCUGGCUGGUCUGUUAUGGCGUGAUAUCCUGCGCCGCAAGCAUAUCCAUGUCCGGAGUUUGGAUUUUGCUAUGGUUAACUUGCCUAUCAUUUCCAUAUCUAUGGCUGUUGGGUGUGCUGUCCUUGUGGGCGAGGUUUAUCUUAUGCGCGACAAUUCUCCGUAUAAUUCGUGA